This is a messenger RNA of Vombatus ursinus (common wombat), 2893 nucleotides long. It is a transcript of the gene ANKK1, whose product is annotated as ankyrin repeat and kinase domain containing 1. Gene Ontology annotation, molecular function: protein kinase activity; protein binding; ATP binding. The record is from RefSeq and is a predicted model, not a curated record. The coding region runs from base 163 to 2463 and encodes 766 amino acids. Gene Ontology annotation, biological process: protein phosphorylation; regulation of cell cycle process. Gene Ontology annotation, cellular component: cytoplasm. Lineage: Eukaryota; Metazoa; Chordata; Mammalia; Diprotodontia; Vombatidae. The transcript is spliced from 8 exons.
GUCCCCACCCUCGCGCGCAUGGUGGAACCAGGAAAGACCCGAGGCUCCCGUCCCGGGACACCCGGUCCUGGCUUCUGCAAAUGAGCUGGAGCCGACGGCGGAGGCCGAGGCUGCAUCAGCUCAGGCAGCUCAGGGAGGCUCGGCGCAGCCGGGUCGGCCCUCAUGGCCUUGGGGGUGGAGCAGCGUCUGGGCAGCCUGAACAUCUUCAGCCAGGACGACUUCGAAGGAGACUGGCAGCGCGUGGCCAGCGGGGGCUUCGGGCAGGUGUUCCGGGUGCGGCACAAAUGCUGGCGGACCGAGUAUGCCAUCAAGUGCUCCCCUUGCCUGCUGCCGGACUCCAGCCCCAGCAGCUCAGACAUGAAGUGCCUCAUUGAAGAAGCAACCAGAAUGGAAAAGAUCAAGUUCCAGCAUAUCGUCUCCAUUUACGGAGUGUGCCAGCAGCCCCUGGGCAUUGUGAUGGAGUUCAUGGCCAAGGGCUCUCUAGAGAAGAUGCUACCUACCCACAGCCUCUCUUGGCAGCUGAAGUUCCGAAUCAUCCAUGAGACUGCCUUGGCCAUGAAUUUCCUUCACAGCAUUAAGCCACCUCUGCUCCAUCUGGACCUCAAACCAGGCAACAUCUUGUUGGAUAGCAACAUGCAUGCCAAGAUUUCAGACUUUGGCCUAUCCAAGUGGAUGGAGCAGUCAACACGGAUGCAGUACAUUGAGAGGUCAGCACUUCGGGGCACACUCAGCUAUAUUCCCCCUGAAAUGUUUCUGGAGAGCACCAAAGCACCUGGGCCCAAAUAUGAUGUGUACAGCUUUGGAAUUGUCAUUUGGGAGAUUCUUACCCAGAAGAAGCCAUACCCAGGAUUCAACAUGAUGACCAUCAUCAUUCGUGUAGCUGUUGGUACCCGACCCUCCCUGCAGUCCAUCUCAGAUGAGUGGCCAGGUGAAGGCCAGCAGAUGGUAGACUUGAUGAAGCGCUGCUGGGACCAGGACCCUAAGAAGAGGCCAUGUUUCACUGAUAUCACUAUUGAGACAGACAUGCUGCUGUCCUUGCUCCAGAACCCUGUAGUAGACCUGGAGAAAGAGUCCUUGGUCAGAAAGACAUCCUGCAAACCUUCUCUGUGCAAGGCCCAGGAGAUCAGUAGAGAAGUCAGCCAGGAACUGACAGAGAGUGACUCGGGUGAAUCUCUGAAGCGGCUGCUCCAGCUAUCUGACAGUGAGAGCUUGGUCUCAAGCAUGGGAGACCUGGGCAUCUAUGAGAACAGUGUUACCCUCCUCCAUUUCCUGGUGACUGAGGGCAAUGUGGAGAAGGUGAGGCUGCUGUUGAGGCAGGAGGUAGAUGUGGACUGCCAAACAGCUGAAGGCUAUACACCCCUCAUCAUUGCUGUACAGGAUCAGUUAUCUGACCUCUGCCUGCUACUGCUUAGCCAAGGAGCCAACCCCAAUCUGGUUGAUGAGGAUGGCUGGGCCCCACUCCACUUUGCUGCCCAGAAUGGGGAUGACCGUACUGCUCGCCUGCUCCUGGACCAUGGUGCCCAGGUGGAUGCCCAGGAGCAUGAGGGCUGGACAGCUCUCCACCUAGCUUCCCAGAACAACUUUGAGAAUGUGGCCCGGCUCCUUGUCUCCCGCCAUGCUAACCCCAACCUUCAAGAGGGGGAGGGGAAAUCCCCACUGCACGUGGCCGCCUACUUUGGCCAUGUUAGCCUGGUUAAGCUGCUAAUUGGCCAGAGGGCCCAACUGAAUGCCCAGCAGAGGAACCUCAGGACCCCAUUGCACUUGGCUGUGGAACAGGGUAAGGUCCGUGCAAUCCAGCACCUGCUAAAGAGUGGGGCAGCUACUGACAUGGUUGACCAGAAUGGCUAUACCCCACUGCAUACAGCUGUUGCCAAAGACAAGUACCUUAUCUGCAGGAUGCUGCUUAAGUAUGGAGCCAACACCGAGCUGAAGAAUCAGCAGGGCUGGACUCCCUUACAUCUGGCAGCCUUCCAGGGCCACCGAGAGAUUCUCCGUAUGCUGCAUGAGAAUAAUGCCCACCUGGAUGCCCGAGGGGGCAAGGACUGGACCCCACUUCACUUGGCAGUACGCCAAGGGGAGGAGGCAGUGGUUUCCUUCCUCCUGCAGAGUGGAGCUGACCCCAACAUGGCUGAGCAGACUGGCUGGACACCAUUACACUUAGCUGUUCAGCGAGGCGCAUUCUUGAGUAUCAUCAAUCUCCUGGAGCACAAGGCUGAUGUUAAUGCUUCCAACAAGGUUGGCUGGACACCUGUGCACUUGGCAGCCCUCAAGGGCAAUACUGCUAUCCUCAAGGUGCUGAUUAAGGCUGGUGCCAGGCUGGACAUUCAGGAUUCUACUGGCUGCACGGUGCUGCAAUUGGCCAUCCGAAAUCAGAAACAGAAUGUAAUCUCCUUCCUGGAGGGCAAGGACCCCCUCACUCCAUGUCUGGCCGAUGUUAAAUCAGAGACUAUGAAGGAGGCCUGACCUCCUGUUUCCUGACUGAAUAUAGAUCCCUCUAGAAUCAUUUAGAACUUGGAAGCCUGGAAACGGCACUGAACACAGAACUGGUCCCCCUCCAUGCCCAGGAGCGGUCCCCAGACCAAGUGAAGCUGGAAGAGCCUUGAAGCGGAUCCAGAAGAGACCCUAGAGCCUGAAGAGGAGCCAGCUUCUCCUCUCUUCUGCUUUCACCGACACUACCCUAGCCCUCGUGCAGGUUCUGGGCAUUGAUCUCCACCAGUGAGGAGAGAGUCCCAUGCCAGUGGGUGUUGGGACUGGAGUUACAUUUCUUAUUGGUCUCCCUGCCUCAGAUUCCUCCCUUCUCCAGUUCACCCUCCCAUCAACCUCCAAAGUGAUUUUCCUAAAGCCCAGAUCCUACCACUUCACUUCCUUAAUCAAUAAACCCCAGGACUCCUCA